CUAUCAGAGUCAUCGGGGGAGUGGAGUGGGUGCGUUUGUGGAAAUGGAAAAUCAAUUCAUCGUCAUUUUUCUCCACACCAGCAGUAAGCAGUAGUGAAAAUUUUUGUUUGAAAAGUGUGAAAAUUAAUGCACAAUUCGAUCCGUUCUGCAUUUGGAAUCAUAUUCCAUCCAUUAGUGAGCGCAUGAAGCAACCAGCUUGCCGGAUUCCUAUUUUUGACGGUGCUCUACUAGGCUGGUAGUGAAUUAUUAACCAUUAGGAACUGUGCGUGUAUCGCCAGCAAGAAAAGAAAAACUAGUUCCUACUCCAAGGAAGAUUUUUUCCCAUUUUCCCGAAGGGCAUUCCUCUGUUGUUGUGUUUUCGGAAGGUAUCAUUAGUGAGAAAAUAUGGAGUCACCAUUGUGCAGUGUUUUUAUCAGCGCCUGGACCUUCUAGACUUGGAUGUUGAAAUUUUUAAACCGUGCGUGAUAGUAGGGAAAUCAGUCGAUAUCAGUGUUGGUGCUCCUGCACUGGUUAUUACAGUGGGUGGGGAUCUUCCUGCUGAUCCCCUUUCCGGACCAUUGCUACCCUCUGUAUUAGCUACCCGCCCUGAGAUCUGUGAAGGAUAAAGUAGCCAGAGAAAAAAAGGCCACCAACUGUGUUUGUGUAGAAAUUGUUUUUUGUUGCUACCUUGUAAACUUUUCGGGCCUUCGAACGAAGCUUGUCGAUAAAUUCCUACUUGUUGUUAUUUACGCUUUUGCUUAUUUUCGCGUUUCGGUGGGAUAUGGGAUCGGAAAAAAUGUCCGAUUAUUGUUCCCACUGUAACACCGACAACAAAUGGCUAUAUUUGAGAAACGACUUGAACAAAAGGUCGUUCUAGAUGAUACGGAAGCGAUCACCUGUUCUAUUGAAACAGCACAGAACAUCGAUGGACAUACGGAAUACGUGUUGAGAGUACAGCGUGGACCAUAUCCAGAAAACAGCUGGCGUAUUCUAAGGCGUUACAAUGACUUCGCUUCGCUUAACAAGUGCUUGCAAAUAUCAGGGAUUGAUUUGCCAUUUCCCGGAAAGAAGUUUAUUGGAAAUAUGCGCCCUGAUUUCAUAGCUGAGCGGUUAUUUGCAUUACAAGAGUAUAUAAAUCAAGUACUAAUGAAUCCCAUUUUGGCAUCAUCAUUACCAACCAAAAAAUUCAUCGAUCCGGACAGUUAUUCAACUCCGUUCCAUGAUCUGGCCCUGCAGUAUGCGUCAAUGUGCCUUCGCACGGACGGCGUAUUCACUCUGGGCCAAUCGUUGGGUCCGAUAGGAUGGCGGUUGCGGAAGCAUUACUUCAAAGUAGUUCACAAACCGCUAGGUAACAAACACUCACCGGGACAUUCCACCACCAAGCAUCAUCUGAUCAAGUCGAGCUCGCAAUCGCACGGUAAACAGCACACGACUCAGGUUUGCGUAACUACAUCGACGGAGAAGGACUACAAUACGAAGGAAAUCGGAAGAGAUGACUUGAUCCUGACAUGGACGGAAUUUGGACCGGACAAAUACAUCGACGAGAAGGAGAUUCACAAUGUGCUCAAGAACUUUGGCAGCGUCCAGCAUCCCUAUAUUGCUCCAAUUGAGUACAUUGCAUCGAACGAUAACGGAGCGCUGGCCAUUCGGAAGUUCUACAAGCAUGGCAGUCUGAAGGAUGUUCUCUGUGCGGCAUCUCCGUGUAAUCCGUUCCUUUCGAAGUACGGCAGUCCAAAGGGGAGAGCUCCGUUGCCGUUGAAGGAGCUAGCGCUGUAUGCGCGGCAGAUUUUGGAAGCUAUUCGGUUUCUGCACUCCAAGGGAAUGGCUUGCGGUCACGUGCACUGUGGCAAUGUAUUGAUCGUGGACGGAGUAGCGCGCUUGAUGGAUGUGGAGAAUUUCAUCAUCGGUGUGCCCUCCUUUUACCGGCCGUUUUUUGUGCAGCAUAGCAAAAUAAACAACUGCGAGUCUAUUGACGUAUACGGGUUCGGGCAUUUGCUGUACGAGAUGUGCAUGGGUUACCCCUUGCAGGAUUCUUACGCUAGGCAGAUCACCGACUGUCCGGACAGCCUAAAAUCGCUGCUGGAAUCGAUUCUCUCCAAGGACGCGUGCAAGUCGGUCCUACCGACGCUGGAUCAACUGGCGGCGCAUCCGUUCUUCAGUGAGUACGCCGCCAGCUUUAACGAUCAGUAUGCGAUGGCGGUGGGCGCACAGAAGCCGUAUCUGAAGUUUUCAACCAAUGCCAAAGACCAGCUGAAGAUUGCGAUCCAGAAAACGGAGAACCGGGUUCGAGAUGAGCAAAAAUCCGUCAAAAAUCAGAAACGUCUAGUCAGGGUGCAGGAGAUGAUGACCUCGGAGGAGGAGAAGAAGAAAAUUAAACACAAAGCGAAACAAGAACACCGGCAAGCCAAGCUGCGUGCGCAGAACUCACUCCAACUGAGCAAUGGUCCUCCGCAAACGGUGACUGUUAGUGCAAGCUCUGGAUCGGCCGGUUCUGUCAUGGUUAAAUCGGACAGUGCUAACAGUAUUACCUCACCGCAGGAUGCGGCAUUGAUGUCUCCUCCGGCGCACGCAACCGACAGCGGGGGAAGUGCUUCGUCUCCGUUGCCACCACCGAUUCCGCCACCAUCAUCCCUUCCGUUGUUUGAUCAGGCUAUGGCGGCCGGAUUGGGCCGCUCUAACGGUAGACAACUGAACAAGUCAAUUUCCGGUGAUGACAACUGCAGUUCCAACCGUAGUGCCCUGUUGGACUCGAUUUGUAACUUCAACAAGAGUGGUCUCAAGAAAAUUAACAACGGCGACAAGUGAAGUAAGGUUUGGAAAGACAAUGCGAUGUGUAGAAUCAUAUUUCCUAUCGGUCGUAAAUUGAUCAGACUAAUCAGAACUAUGCGGUAGACGUGUGCGUGUGUAGGGAAGUAAUGCCCCAUCUAGAGAACCAUCCGAAGUAAACAUUGUGCAACCAUACCUACUACAAGAAAACAACUAGUAAGCAUUAAACUGAAGGAAGUGUUUUGGACCAAUUUUUUCGUACUCUAUAGAGAAACUUAAAAGAUAACUACAAACAACUCGUAGGUAACCGAAAUUCAACAGGAAUUAUUUAAACGUACGAAUGUCAUCGUAAAAUUUUGCUGUGGUCAAACAGCUUCUUUACUCAUUUACUAGCUGGUGUAAACCUUUCAUCAUUUGACUUAAUGUUUAGCGAAGAUCGUUUUUGUUUGGUUUAAACUCUUCAAUUUUAGAUAUACACAUUUUAUGUAUCUUUUUUUUGACCAUGUACCACGCUUUAUAACCAUGCAUGAACAAAGACUCUAGGACAAAAAUCAAAUUAAAUAAUGUGGAAGAGAAAGCGAUGACCUGAUGAAGUUGUCGCUUGUCCUCCAAACGACUAGUUUUGGAUGGAGAAAAAUGAAACGAUAUUAAAUUGAAAAGGGAAAAACAGAAAUGUUUCCUACAUGUUUAUGGCUUUAAAAAAAGAAUAAAAUAAAUAUUGAUAAACCUAUAGAGUAAUACAGAGCAAAAAUAAAAACACACUCAUACAAAACAAGCACAGUUUAGCACAUUAGAAGACUAUGCAUAACAGAGAUAUUGAGUAUUUAUCUGUAAUUGUUGUUAUGUGAAAAGUAUUGUGAAAAAAGACAUGAUUCGUUUUACCUUUUGAAUCCCUUGUCCGGUGGUUUGUGUUCUGCAAAAGUUUUCCAAAAUUGAAAAUGAAAUCUUCCUUUUACCAAGCCAAGCUGCUUUGGUUGUUACCUGGAUGGGGAAAUGGGGAGUCUUUCGAGUAUCAGUGGAUUAAUUUUAUACACUUAUUCGAUUGAUAGAACCUGUGAUGUUUUCCUUUUUGAGCUUCAGUUACUUCAAGUUGAUUCAAAUUGUUGAUCAACAAUUUGCACUUCCUAUUUCCCCUAUUGGGUCCCCGUGCAUGUCUGUGAUGUUAAGUUAUCCAGAUCUCAAAUCCAAACCCGUAUCCGAAUCAAGUUUUCAUCUAAUCGGCUUUUGGUUUUUGGGUUAGGAAUCGAAAGUGGUAAGUGGAAAUGAUCUUAUGAAUGAAAUAAUGUUAAAUGCGAACUCUUGUAAAGCUACGAUAUAAAUAUAAACUAUCUGUGUCAUAGUGAUACUCUGCAAUGAAGAAGAAUAGCCAAUCUACUAAUCAAAACUACAUUCCUACUUCAUAUGUGCACAUAAUGGUCCCAGAAAUUAUUCUUCCACCCACUACUGUCGUUAUUUAUGUUGUCCAUGUUUUAGUGCCAUACAAUGCUUCGUGACUCUGAAAUCACCGCCGCGAAGAACAAAAUCCAACGGGAUCGGUGCAUACAUUUCAUAAAAUAAUUGUUGACAUGUUGCAUAGCAAACAGAAAAUCAUAAAAAUUCUUCUACACAUUUUAUAUAUUUAUUCCACAACAGGAAGCUUAUCACUAUCUCUUAAUAUAAUUGUGAUUUAUGUGAACAAAUUUGUAUCCUGAUAUAUCUCCCCUUUUAUAAUAACAUUAUACAAAUUUAAACGAUACCAACCAGUGUAAACAAACAUAUUCGAUAGUAUAACAAAUCAACAAAACAAAAAUCUAUUCAUAUUUUUGUGGGCUGCGGAUAUUGAAACGAUGGCUAAACUGCAAACUUUUUGAUAACGGAACUAAAUUUAUAGAAAGAACUACUAUACCUUUGGCACAGUCUAUUCACUUCCAAAACAACACACUUCUAAAAUCACACAUUAAAACAAGGCGAACAAUAUUUCAACUAAAAUAAAAACAUCAACAACAACUAGCUUCGGCAACGUAAUAUGUGAAAUCAGUUAUUAUAUACGCAUACAAUCCGAAUGUAUCUGUGGUAAAUUAAACAAAA
This is a messenger RNA of Ochlerotatus camptorhynchus, 4812 nucleotides long. RefSeq names its product PX domain-containing protein kinase-like protein. The transcript has 6 exons. Lineage: Eukaryota; Metazoa; Arthropoda; Insecta; Diptera; Culicidae. Gene Ontology annotation, biological process: negative regulation of ATP-dependent activity; protein phosphorylation; negative regulation of monoatomic ion transport. Gene Ontology annotation, molecular function: phosphatidylinositol binding; ATP binding; protein kinase activity. The record is from RefSeq and is a predicted model, not a curated record. The coding region runs from base 814 to 2784 and encodes 656 amino acids. Gene Ontology annotation, cellular component: plasma membrane.